Molecule: messenger RNA, 1449 nt
Organism: Salvia miltiorrhiza (redroot sage)
Lineage: Eukaryota; Viridiplantae; Streptophyta; Magnoliopsida; Lamiales; Lamiaceae
Product: plasmodesmata-located protein 6
Exons: 3
Coding region: 262-1101 (279 amino acids)
Cellular component (GO): plasmodesma
Source: RefSeq, a predicted model, not a curated record
UGAUUAAAGAAGUAAUUAAAUGGAUUAGGAGCAAUAGAAAAGUAAGAAAGAUGAGUUUGAGAAGGGAGCCCCAGCCCCCACAGAGAAAUGAGUGAGGAAACUUCCCUUAUACCUAUUUAUAUAUUCAUCACUGCACACUCGAUCAAAAUCAGCAUACUGUAUUUCUUCCACACUCAUCCCGUAACGCCCAAACACACAACUUGAUCAUAUACAUAUAUAUAUACCUCUCUCUCUGUGUCUCUCAUAAAAUUAAUUAAAGAGAUGAACAUGCAGUCUGUGUGGGUAUUAGUGAUGAUAAUCCUGACGCAGCUAUCAAAAAGCUGCUGCAGCUCUUCCCUGAAUUCGUUCAUAUACGUGGGGUGCUCCCAACUGAAAUACAACCCGGGCAGCCCCUACGAGUCCAACGUCAAUUCAAUACUCACCUCCAUCGUCAACUCCGCCUCCUACGCCAACUACAACAACUUCAAGAUCUCCCUUCCCGGUUCCGCCGCCGGCGACGUCGUCUACGGCCUCUUCCAGUGCCGCGGCGACCUCGCCGCCGCCGACUGCCGCCAGUGCGUGUCGGACGCGGUGGCCCGCCUGGGGGCCACCUGCACGGGGGCGUCGGGCGGGGCGCUGCAGCUGGAGGGGUGCUUCGUGCGCUUCGACAACGCGUCGUUCGUCGGGGUGGAGGACAAGACGGUGGUGUCGGAGAAGUGCGGGCCCAUGGUGGGGGAAGAGUCGGACGUGUUGACUCGGCGGGACUCGGUGCUGUCGUACCUGGGGGCGGGCGGCCAGUACUUCCGGGCCAGCGGGGCGGGGAAGGUGCAGGGCGUCGCGCAGUGCGUGCAGGACUUGAGCGUGCCCGAGUGCCAGGAUUGUGUCUCGGAGGCCAUCCAGCGGCUGAGGGCGCAGUGCGGCUCCGCUGCGUGGGGGGAUAUGUUCUUCGCCAAGUGCUACGCGCGAUACUCCCAGCGUGGUUACACGUCUAAGACAGAAAAUGAUGAUGAGGUGGAGAAAACACUAGCCAUUUUCAUUGGACUUGUAGCUGGUGUAGCAAUACUCGUGGUCUUCCUCUCUUUCUUGAGUAAAGCUUUAGAUCACAAAGGUGGCGGCAAAUAAGCAAAUUACGUUGCAAUCAUUCGGUAAAUUUCCUUUCUUUGGGUUAAUCCUUUUCUUUUACCUUAAGUGAGAGCAACAAAAAAAAGUGAAGAAGGAAGAUUUGAUUUGGUCCGUGCCUCAAUCUUGUUGUAGUUUUCAUGAAUAAAAUUCGUUACACUUUUGUAAAAAAGGUGUUGAUUCCGCAACGACGAUCGAGAUCAUUUUAAUACCUAAUAAUUAGGCUAGCCAUUUUCAUUUAAUUGUUAUCGUAUAGAAUGUAUUUUUGUCAUGCUGCACCAUUCAUUAUGGUUAAUUCUUCAAUUUCAUUUCUAAUUCAUGAGGAAUACUCCACUCAUUUAAAUCCUUCAA